AUGGACAAGCACGUGAUAGUGUCCGGGGACUUCAAUGCAAGACAUCCUUCAUGGGAGCCCGAUAGCCACCCUUGUCCGAAGGGAAAGCUUAUAGCAGAGGAGCUUUUGACGUCCCGACUCGUAAUGAUGAAUGACGGAACGCCAACAACCAUCCCACGAAUAAACAGCGAUCCAACGGCCAUCGACCUGCCCAUGGCCUCGGGAGAUCUAGCCGGUAUGAUGGAAUGGAAGGUAGAGGAAGAGGAGUUUGGAAGCUCACACUUAUGCAUAGUAAUGAGUAUAACUACGAAAGCUCCAGUUAUCAAGGAAAAACGUAAAAAGGUCAACAUGAGAAAAGCUAUCGACUACCUGAACUGCAUCCAACCGCAAUUCCUCUACGAUCCGGAGGAAAUGCAAGAUAUAUUUGAGGAGAAUAUCGAAAAAGCAAGCUACACGAUAGUCAACAAUAAAGCAAACUACCUCAAGCGCUGGUGGAAUCAGGAGAUACAAGAGGCGUACGACAGCAAGAGACUUCAUCUGCGCAAGGACGUCUUCAAGAGAAUAGUGCGGAAGGCGAAAAGAAAACACGACUUUGAAAUGAAGGAGAAUAUCAACGAAUCCACCCCGGCCAAGCAAAUAUGGAAUAUCAUCAGAGGACUAGACACAAGCCUAACAGGAAACAAGAAAGGAGCCGACGCACACCCACCAAAGGAAAUUGCGGAGAAAUUCGUAGCAGCAAACUAUAAACCUUUCUCCUCAGCACUGUACAGUGUAGGAAAGAACAUCAACAUGGAUGACGACCUAGGAAAAUCUCUGGAAGUAGCGGAGUUCAUGCAAAUACUAAAGAGCAAGAAGGAUUACUCAGCGGCCGGAAUCGACAACAUAUCAUACCGAAUCCUGAAGCAGCUGAAAUUGGACAUAUUAGUCGAGAUCUGUAACCAGCUUAAUCGAGUAUGGAGGAGCAAACCCAGAAAGAUGGAGGAGGAACAAGCUAGUGUUGAUACAAAAACCUAA
This is a messenger RNA of Aedes aegypti (yellow fever mosquito), 993 nucleotides long. RefSeq lists its product as uncharacterized. The record is from RefSeq and is a predicted model, not a curated record. NCBI's taxonomy places the organism in Eukaryota, Metazoa, Arthropoda, Insecta, Diptera, Culicidae. Gene Ontology annotation, molecular function: catalytic activity. The coding region runs from base 1 to 993 and encodes 330 amino acids. The transcript has 2 exons.